CACGCUCACGCACACGCACACGAAACGUGGAGAAACAUUGAACAAUUCCGAGGACCUUUCCGCGAAUUUCGCUCCGAUUCGUGUUUCUCAAGCUAAUAAUAUCAAAUCUACGUGAAUAUUCAAACUUUACACUGGAAAUCUUUUGAAUGUUAAUGGUCUUGACGCGUCCAGGGUGUAGGGAUUUCGCGCGAUUCGACACACAACCAACCGAUUAUCCGCAAAAUGCAAAUAUUUUCUUAUCGAUUCGUUCGAUUCUAUGCUCCGAGACAUGCUCGCCGAUAAAACGAAUAUCCGCCUCGAAAGAUCGGUCGCGAAAGAACAAACACGACAUGUUAACACCACCGGGAAGAUGAUGAAACUCUCGAAGCUUGGUUUUCUUGUGCCGGUAGUUCCUCCGAGAUAUCUGGCACGAUUAAACGCACCGAUUUACGCUCGUGUCGCGUCAAAACUAUUAAUACUCGUUUUAUAUAAUAUAUAUCUACAGGAACUCUAUACGAACAUUAGGCUAAUUUGACAAACAUUUCGGUGUUAAAACUGGCGGAAAUUGGAGCGAUCCGAGCGAAGCAACGGGCAUAUCCGUUACGGGACAACAGGACGCGGUCGAUUGGAAUCGCGUACGGCAAUGUUUUGGUCUCUGAAAGCCUUAGCGCGUUUCAUCGAGUACCUAAAUAUAUUUUGUAUCGAGAGAAAUCGGGUGUUCAAUCAUACGAGUUAUACGUAAUGCUGAAGAAAGUGAGGUACGAAGGGUGCUGAGUAACGAAGAUUAAAGGUAUUAUUUUACUAAACAAAAAUGUAGGUGCGUGUGCGCUCACAGAAAUACAUAUGUACGUGACACAAACGAGCAAACGGUAAUUCGUACACAUUCGUGUUCAAGAAUAAAAAGGAUGUAAGGCGCCGUACACAAGUUUGUUCGAUUAGCGUCUCAACGUACGGCAUCUUUUUAAUUUGUAAAAAGUACUAUAAGGGUAGAUUCAGAGCCUGAAGCGAACACGCGUUCGAAGUCAUGUUGACAGAGGACCGAUUCUUUCAUUUCAACGAUCGCUUGUUUACGUGAGAGAGCGAGAUCACCUUUAAUUUCAACGCAAAUCUAAAUUUAACACUGCCUGUGAUAUCGAAAGCAAUCUUAUUCUCGCGGCCAUGAAUCAUUCCAAACAUCUCAAUGAGUAUUACUACGUAAUAGAGGGUCAAGUUAAUAGCUGUCUGUGUUGUCCAUGGUUAAUAUCGAGCACGAGAGUUUUAUCGUCCUGAUACGACGUGAUUUCGAGGAUGCGUUCAUCGAAAAUCCUGUCAGCCUCUUUUAAACUCUGAACCUAUGCCGAUAGCACUUUAUAAAUGUUAAAAAGAAUAGCCUGGUUACAGACGAGCGGUAUACUUCGAGGUUAUCUCUUUGGCGAAAUAUUUUGAAUCGAUCGAGGUGAGUUGAGCGAGUCGUCGAGUUGCACGAGAAGAUGCGACGUUACCAACGAGUGGAAUCCACCGAAAUUCUUAACGUCUGUUCCCACGCAAAAUGUUGAUUUUGCUGAGCUUACAGAUACUGAGCGAAUAUUAAAUGUCUUGUUAAGAAAAAAAAAAAAAAGAACAAAAAGAAAACGGAGUAAAAACAUCUUUAGAGAUAUCAAAACCCAGCAAACCUAUCACUCAUUCCCUACUUCUAUGUUUCAUCUUUUACUCGGGGAGAAUAGAAUUAAAAUACGGGUGAAGGAUAUCGUCUCUGCGAGCCCCUUCCUGUAUAUGGUUUCUAGCCUUCGUCCGUUUACGUAAGGCGACGAUCCAGCCAAGUUCAGCGAUCUAACGGCGCAACAUGAAAGAUCGUACAGUAGGUAAAAACGCGAGUUUUUAUUUACGUUGUUGCACGAAAUAGUCGAAAGCAUUGGAAUCCCGUUGGCGAUCGAACGGUUGCUCGAAAUUGAAUUUGAUCGUUUUUUCGUUAGCUACGUUUCUCGUUUUAAUCGGACACGCGCGAGAUAACAGGCGAGAGGUUAGAUACGAAGAAUCUCGAAGAUGAAAGAACACUGGGAAAAGUCAGAUGUAAAUCACGGGAGAUAAAUCCGUCGUAUCGUAGAAAGUACACGCGCGUGGGUAUCUGUUCUCAUACGAUAACGUACGCGGAAUUACGCGAUAGCGCGUGGAUGCGCGCGUGUAUAUCUUAUUUACAAACGACAAAGUCCUUUCUCUCUCGUACAUUCAAAGAAAAAGCAGCUGUUGGAUUAUGAAAUCGUUACGUGGUACGAACGAUUGGUGCAGAGUCGCGCAUUAGAACGGAAGGUCCCAUCGGGACGCUCUUCGAGGUACAUAAGAUGAGCCAAGUUGAGUCUAGAAAAACUCCGGGUACUUUCAAACAGGGUUCUCGAUCGAAACCUGGCCGUUCGCCAGCGAUCGACUACGAAAGGCCAAUGACCCUCCCUCGAUAUCGUUCGAUUUGUCGUUCAUCCGAGUUCGAAGAACGAGACCGAGAUGGCGAUCCACGUGUCUAGUAAUGUAGAUUAUGAGCAGGAUAGGAGAGAGAAGAUUCAGGGCAAACCUGACGAUCUUUGAACCUAGCACUGCUUCGAUCGAGGAUCGGAAUCGAGAUCGGUCGCGAACAGAACGGAAUGAUGAUCACGUCGUGUCGACUGUUGACUACUGGGCACACGGAAUGCGAUGGGUUCGGUACGAAAGGACCAAUGAAUAAAAGGAUAAAAUGUCAGCGCGACUCUGUUGCUACCUACAAAAGAGCAAACGCAUCCUAUUAGCGGUUCAGAGAUCGUAUUGUUUGCCCGCGUGCCCUUAAAAGAGCGAAAUCUCAUCCAUCGUAACGACGUUGGCCUUUGAAUCGCGUGGCAAACGGAUGACGAUAAAUCCAGCCGUCUCCGCGUCCCCACACGAUCGAGAGAAAAUAAGCGCAAACCAAUACGCGAGUCUCACGCGCGACCGCAUAUGUCUUAUGCGAGCAAUUCAUCGAGAACGUGCAACAAUCCGUGUAUCCUAAGAGAUUUACAAUGCAAAGCGUCCCUUCCGUGGGAUUCCUCUAUUACCUCGAAACUAUGCAUUAUCGUCAUUCGAUAACAAAUCUCUCGUAGAAAAACUGUAAAACUUCAUCCACCCUGUCGAGUAGGCGCUUACGUUUCGAAAUACUGUUAGAGGCUCGAUUAAUUUCCCAAGUAACUUGUAUCGCUUUGUAAACACCGUUUCUUCUCAUCCUUUGAUACCACUUCGUCCUUGUAUUUAUUUAUCUAUUUAUUAUAUUAAACUAAUCGUCGCUAAGUGAUGAAAAUGUUGACACUUGGUUGUUUGCAAACCAUAUCGUAAUCAUAAAAGAAAUUGGACAAAAUCUUGAAAUCACGCUCCACGUUUCUAAGACAGCGUACUUUUGGAUGAAGUGAAUUUAAAGAAUUGAAAGAUCUUCAAAAAGGAUCUAAUCUAUAGAAGAACAGUUCGUAAUUAAGAGGUGAGGAGUUUGAUGAGGAAUGAUCGAAAAGGAAGGAGAUUUAGAUUUCUGUGAGAUGCAAUAGAAGUUAUAGAGAAGAGAAAAAUAUGAGUACCAAACUGAGUCUGGUUGAAAGGACGUACGAGCGAACGAGAUUCGUGAUCCCUGUGGUUCCCUGCGACAAUCGACAGUCUCAGAGGGGGAAAAAAGCAUCGUCCUUGCAUAGAGCUAGUGGCGGCUAUAUAAAAGCGGACAGAGCGAAGAUGCACAGACGUUAGUGACUUCUGAAAUCCAGCAAUAUCAUCGCGAGUGCCUUGGGGGAUGCCAUUUAAAGUGUCAUCAGUGUGAUUAAUCUAUGGUGAUGAUGACCACCCGGAAAAUUGUGCCUCAGUCGCUGAUUCUCUGGCUAAUGAUUCUCGGCACGUGGCGUUGCACCGGUGAAAAGUUAUCACCCGAUCAGAAGGCGCCUUUGUUUGCUCGUGGUUCUGGCGGACUGGCUUUAAACACGCCGUUCGAGGAUAAUAAAGCUAGGAAUCGUCCGAAUUUGAACGUAAAUGCGCCAGUGGACGACGUACAAAAAGAAGAAACGGAAAUGCUGAAAUUGGUGGACGGUGAGCUAGUGCGAACUGUAAAAGGGAGCUUCUCUUACCAAAGCCCGGAAGGCCUUCCCAUCUCUGUCAAGUAUGAGGCUGACGAAAACGGAAAUAGAGCCAGCUUCAAGUUUGGUACCGGCGACGCAAGUAGUGGCAGUUUGUCCCCGGCUGGUCGUAUUUCUGGAUCAGGAGGCCAAAAUGGACAUGGCGGUGGUCAGGAACCGAACGGAUCUAAAGGCUACCCACCAUCGAAAGGCAUCGGCAGAAGUUACCUACCGCCACAAUAGAGAAACAUCAGAACUUUUUUCGAUCAAACAUUACUAACAAAUCUUCGAUGCUCCAAUAUUAUCUCAGUAAAAAAUUGUCUCAUUAUCCUGUAAUAUAAUUUAUGGAAAUUUAUGUUAUUAAUAUUAUACUAUAUAUUAAUAUUAAUAUUAUAAUUAUAUAUAUAUAAUUAUAUACAUUAUAUUAUAAUUAUAUACAUUAUAUUAUAAUUAUAUAUAUAAUUAUAUACAUUAUAAUUAUAUAUAUUACAUUAAUAUCAUAAUUAAUAUAAAAGAUA
This is a messenger RNA of Bombus huntii, 4561 nucleotides long. RefSeq lists its product as uncharacterized. The transcript is spliced from 3 exons. The record is from RefSeq and is a predicted model, not a curated record. The coding region runs from base 3762 to 4286 and encodes 174 amino acids. NCBI's taxonomy places the organism in Eukaryota, Metazoa, Arthropoda, Insecta, Hymenoptera, Apidae.